GAGUAUUCCUAAAUAUAUGUAUAUUUAAUAUAUAUCGAAACAAAAAUCGAUUGUUUUUCAAAUCACAAGUGAUUUAAGCCCUUAAAUGUCAGCUAAUUGUCAGAUUUGACAGCUGAUUGACUCCAUCAAGUGAGCGUUAAGCAUAUACUCGUAUGUAUGUACCUUAUCUGUAGCCAACUGUAUAUGCAGAACUUUUUUGAUAACAUUGCAUCAGAUAUAUAAAGAAAUACAAUAUGUAAAUAUAUAAAGAAACUCCGUUGGCAACCCUGUACUAAUUUAACCACAUCCAAUCACAUUAAUAUGAAAAUAUACAAAAAAUUCAAUUGAUACUAGACAUUGGUGCACAAUUUGCACACAUUUUCAAAGGCUUAAAAUACUACCACACAAAUGAAGCGAACAUUUGAAGUCGAGCUAAAAUCACAUAUCUUGCUACUACUUUGCCUAAAUAUUUGCUCAGCCAGAUGGGAGAGUGCGUAUGAGCACUUAUGUGAUAAAAAAGGCUGCAGUUAUCUGGUGAGAUUGGAUGAUAUUGUGGAGAAGAUUCCGCAUCAAUUAUUUUUCGAUUGGGAAUGGAACGGCUUUUAUACUGUGUAUAUGGAUGAAGAGUCGAACAGUUUUCAGUAUGGUCAUGAGAUAUGUGUGGAUGUGAACGGCUGUAAUGGCACAUUUAUUUGCGCUCAAAUCCAUGAAAUGACCAAAUUGAAGGAGCAGGUGGCUCUUAAUGUUGCGGGUCGUGUUCUUGUAAAUAAUGUGGUGAUUUAUUCAGACGAUGCUAUGACAUUUACUUUUUCAGGCGUAGAGAAUUUAAUAGCAAUGCCAACGGAUGUGGAAAAUUUUUUAGUAGAAUUGGGUUAUUGAAUAUACAUAUGCGUAAAUCAUAAAAUAUACAAUAAAUGAAAAUAAGUAAAUAAGUAAUAUAUACUAAAAAACCGAAAAUCAUCCAAAAAACUAACUUUAUAUCCCAAGCGAAAUUGAUCCGGUCCAACCAAAUAGAAAAAAAAAAUGCCUAGGUUCGCACAACCUUUCUUAUGUUCGUAUGAAUUAAACUCCAUAUAUCAAUUUGUGUGUGUUUGACUUAUUUGGAAGGCGAUAAUAAAGAUUUAUAUUGAAAUACGUGA
This is a messenger RNA of Bactrocera oleae (olive fruit fly), 1118 nucleotides long. RefSeq lists its product as uncharacterized. Lineage: Eukaryota; Metazoa; Arthropoda; Insecta; Diptera; Tephritidae. The record is from RefSeq and is a predicted model, not a curated record.